UCGCAGUCGUAGAACUCAAGAAGAAGAGGCAUGGAGAAACCACCGAAGCUUCACGCAGAGAUCGAAAUCAAAUCACCUCCACCGCCGCCAUUCCCUCUCGAUUUCCCUGACAAUGCAGACGACCAGAAGACUCCCUUCUUCAAGUCGCGAUCCAGGCGAAGGAGAAGCGACACCUGGGCCAUUUCCGUCUUCGUAAUCCUCCACAUUGGCGCCUUCUUGGCUACCAUGAUCGUCAACGACUGCUGGAGAAAUUCCCAUGGAGAUUGUGCCCUCGAAUCGCUCGGCAGGUUCUCCUUCCAGCCCCUCACUGAGAACCCCUUUCUUGGCCCCUCCGCUUCUGCGCUGGAUAAAAUGGGGGCUCUUCAACAGUCAUUUUUGGCAGGUCACCAAGAUUGGCGUCUUCUCACAUGUCCAUGCUUGCAUGCCGGGGCAUUCCACAUAAUCAUCAAUCUGAGCAGCGUCAUCUUUCUUGGAAGUUACCUAGAGCAAGAGUUUGGCCCAUUGAGGACUGGUAUAAUCUAUGUACUCUCUGCUUUCUUCGGUAGUUUGAUUGCUGCACUUUUUGUUCGAAAUAGUCCAGUGGUUUGUUCUUCUGGUGCCCUUUUUGGAUUAGUUGGAGCUACACUUUCUGCCCUUAUUCGGAAUUGGAAAUUUUACACUGCUAAGUAUGUUGCCCUGGCGAUACUUUGUGCUCUCUCUGCAAUCAAUUUUGGCAUUGGUUUGUUGCCCUAUGUGGACAAUUUUGCAAAUAUAGGAGGUUUUUUAUCCGGAGUUCUAUUAGGAUUUGUGCUUUUGUUCAACCCUCAGAUUAGGGAAGUGGCUCUAAACAAAGGUGGCUUUUAUGAUUACGGUGUUAAAAGCUCCACGAAGUUAAAGGAAAAACUGGAUAGGCCUGUGAUGAGGAGUGUCUCUCUUCUUCUCUUUACGCUUGUAGUAGCUGGAACUCUUGUGGCAGUAUUGCAAGGUCUGAAUGUCAACCACUAUUGCAGGUGGUGUCGCUACAUUGAUUGCAUUCCUUCUGCAAGGUGGAGCUGUAACAGUAUGACAACUUCGUGCGAGACUAUGGUCAGUGAUGCACAGUUAACUUUGACAUGUACACGUAAUGGCAACUUCAGGAUUUUUCCUUUUACCAACAUUUCAGAAGCAAGAACAAGGGACAUUUGCACCAUGAUAUGCUCAUAGACCCUCGAGUUCGGCUUUUCGUUCCUGCCUCAGAGAAAUGUAUACUCGUACAGCAGGAUUGUUCUGAUGAAUUUUCCUGAAAUGAAAGUUACCCUAUUGAUUUACUUUCAAUGGCAAAACAGAGGCUCUUCAGUGGGAGUUCGAUAAUGAGUGGUUCGGGAACUUCUCUCUGAAGUUCACCGAUCCCUUUUAGGAGUACUAAAAGCAGGAAACUAUAUACUGGGAAUUCGAACCACACACUGCUGAUCAUUCCUUCCCGCAAAGAGCAUAACUCAUACUUUUACAAGAACAAUGUGAUGAUACAAUGAAUGUAGAUUUGCAUUCUAGUUGAAUGAUGAAAUGACAGUGGCAUUCCUCUCCUUGCUUUCAUGAAUACUGUGGACCUGCCCAAGCAAAAGCUGAUAUGACUAAACUUACUAAGUGAGCAAUAGAGCUAAACCAAUAUAUUUGAGUUGGAGAAUUGACAAUUCAGAACAGACCUAAAUAAUUUGGUC
Messenger RNA from Tripterygium wilfordii, 1676 nucleotides. Its product is annotated as RHOMBOID-like protein 8. Bases 31 to 1182 code for a protein of 383 amino acids. Gene Ontology annotation, cellular component: membrane. The transcript has 6 exons. Lineage: Eukaryota; Viridiplantae; Streptophyta; Magnoliopsida; Celastrales; Celastraceae. The record is from RefSeq and is a predicted model, not a curated record. Gene Ontology annotation, biological process: proteolysis. Gene Ontology annotation, molecular function: serine-type endopeptidase activity.